Closterium sp. NIES-67 is the source of this 2047-nucleotide messenger RNA. The record is from the annotation of a GenBank genome assembly. Lineage: Eukaryota; Viridiplantae; Streptophyta; Zygnematophyceae; Desmidiales; Closteriaceae.
UGAUUUCCCUCGCCCUGCCGGUGAAAAAUUGGCCAGCGAACGGUUCCCUGGAAUAACGGCCUACCGAUCAGGGCCAAGACGAACGACGAGGUGCACCUCGGUUCCAGGAAGCUCUCGCCCGCGGCAAAGUGUGUCCUCUUCCCGUCGAACUCUUUACUAAUUCGGGAGUUGGUGUUUCACUCUAUUCAUCAGAGUAAGGUCAUGGCAGCAGUGCUGACGUCACCCUCCGCUCUCCCCGAGCCUUCCCCCGCUGAUCUGUGCGCCCUGCGCCGGCAGCUGGCCGGCAACGAGACGGCGGCGGCGCUGUUGGAGCGGGUGAGGGCGCGCGGAGAGGCGCGGGGAAGCGUGCGGACGGGGUUCGGCGCGGUGGACGGGCACCGGGGCGUGGCGGAAGGGGGAAGCGGGGGAGUGGCGGAGGUGGUGGGCGGCAGUGGUAGCGGCAAGACUGAAGUGCUCAUGCGGCUAGCAGCGGCGCAUCUCCUGCCAUUGCCAGCGCGCCCCUCCCACCCACCUGCCGCUCCUGCUCGCACUGGCGGUGCGCGGGUGGGUGCCGCUGCUGCUGCUGCUGGCAACGGCGCGCAUAAAUGGGCGGUGGCGGGCGCGGUGGUGGUGUACGCGGACCUGGACCUGCGCUUCCACAUGCCGCGCUUCACAGCCGUGCUGCACGCCAGAGCCACACAGUGCGUGCAUGACACCACGGGGUCGUCAGCGCAACCAUGCCAGCAGCAGCAGCGCGUGGAGGGUCUGGUGCAAGCAGCACUGCACCGCUUCCAUCUGAUGCCGUGUCGCAACACAUGCCACUGGCUCGCAUGCCUCAAGUCGCUGUCGUCCUUGCUGCCCUCGUGGCAGGCACAGCACCAGGUGCCCAUCUGUGGGGAGGGCAGCAGCGGUGCGGGGUUGGACGAAGAGAUGGGGGAAGUGGCGAGGGACGGCAAUGGCAGCGGGCAGGUGGAGCGAGUGGAGGGAGGAGGGGUGGGCGAAGCGAGUGGGUUACAGGGCGAGGAGGGAGUGAGUGCAGGUGACGCGGCAAUGAGGAAUGGGGGCGCAGAGUGUGGUGGGGAAGGGGCCCAAUGGGUGCAGAGGAGCUGGUUCAGCCCUGAGGCUGGUGCACGGCACCAUGGCACCCCGUCUUCUCGCUGGCACUGCCCUCCUCUGCUGCUCAUCGACUCCAUUGGAGCCUUCUACUGGUUGGACCGUGCGGUUCCCCCGGCCCACGCACCCAGCGACCAUGGAGGCAGGCUGCUGACGUGGGUGACAGCUGCUGAGGUGGCAGCGCGUGAGCUGCACCAGCUGUCACAGUCUCACGGAGUGGCGGUGGUUGCUGCAAGGACAGCCAUCUUCGGUGGCCGCACCCUGCCACCUGCUGCCAUGGCUGCUGCCGCUCCUGACUCGUCCAAUGUGCUAGUGGAUUCUGCUGCUGCGCCUGUGGUGCCAGCGCAUGUGCCACCGCGCGAGUACAUGCCUGCUGCUUGGCAGGCCCUUGUGUCACACCGCCUCUCUCUCGCGGGUCCAUUCUCGCCCGCCGAUCCCUUGCAGCCCUCCCAGUCGCAGCCAGCCCCCACGCAAGAGCAACACCCCUCGCCACAGCUCUUCUCCGCGUGCUGGAUGUGUCCAUCGCACGCCUCACGUGCGCACCUGCCAGCGCAAGCCCGCCAGGGGGGCAGGGUGCCGGUGUGCGACCAAAGGGAGCAAGGCGCAGCAGACACGCCACUCUCUGGUGCUGCCUGCACGUUAUUCCACAUCACUGAGGCUGGUCCAUGUUCCCUGCCAACGUGACAUCUCACCUCCUCCCAUGCGCCAUGCCACCUGCACGUCAACACCUCUUGCUGCUCUCUCUCCAGUCCAGAUGCCUGCUGCUGCUCCUCUGCGUAGCCUGCAUUGCGACACCUCAAUGUGUGGGUGUCAGGGCCCAAAAUUGGUUUUAGGCCACUCUUUGAGAUCAGAGUAGGAAAAAAAAAAUGCCCUGACGGUCAGAGCUAAAAAAAUUCUAAGUCUGAUUUGGCAGGGUAAAAAAAUUCGAAGUCUUUGCUUCAAGUGUAGAACUCUU